Molecule: messenger RNA, 1206 nt
Organism: Drosophila grimshawi
Lineage: Eukaryota; Metazoa; Arthropoda; Insecta; Diptera; Drosophilidae
Exons: 6
Coding region: 1-1206 (401 amino acids)
Source: RefSeq, a predicted model, not a curated record
AUGUCAACAACUUGGCUGCUUUCGCUGCCGCUGCUGCUGUUAGGCCAUUCUCAUGGCGAUAUAUCAGUGAAUGCCAUAGCCAACAGUGAUGUUUUGGAUGUGUUUGCCAAAACGCCGCAACUGGCAUUGCCCACUAAGGCGCAUACAAACUUCGAAGCCCACGUCAACAAUGUCUCGCUGACAAAUGCUGAGGAAAUGCCAGUGGAUCCAGUGGCACCACAUGCUGCUUCAUUGAUGCCACUGUCGCAGCAUAAGCUUUCGAGGGGUAAACGAUUUGUGGCAUUUCCGGUUGGCUCGUCGGCAUCUGCCGCUGUGUGUCUGACCACAGGCGUCAUUGGCAAUCCUCACUACUUGUAUCUUAGCUUUGGUCUAAAUUGGGGCAUUGCGUACGAUUUGCCCAACAUUACAUGGGUGUUACACAACGCCCAUGGCUGGAAUACAAGGAAACCCGGCUCGGCCCAGGCCAAAAUCAAGCGCAGGCAUCGACGUGAUCUCUACGGCAACUUCGAGACAAUGAUAGACAGCAAUGAUUUAUGGCCGCCGCCAACAUUGAUGACUAUGAUGGAACGUGCAAAGACAUCGUCUGUGUCAACUGCACCACCAACCGCUGGUGUCGCUCUGCCACCAUCAACCAAAGUGGUGCGCUUACUGAGCCGACCCAAGCGAUAUCUCAGCUUUCCCGAGGGCUCCUCGUUCACCGUUGCUGUGUGCUUCACUGUGGGCAUCAUCGGUAAUCCCAACUAUGCAUACAAUGCUUUCGGCCUCAAUUGGGGAGUUGCAUACGAUCUGCCCAAUAACACGUGGGUCCUGCAGAGUUUGCAUGGCUUCUCCCAGCAUCCGAUUUCAGUUGCAUUUUUACGCCGUCGCACCAGAAGCGCUAUCUAUCAGGAUAUUGAAGCUAUUGUUGACAACAUGGGCUACAAUGGACGCGAUUGCGUUUUACGGACACUCUGCGAGAGUCGUCAGUACUUUCAGCGCAACAAGAUGAACAUGGUGGGGGAAAUGCUGCGCACAAUUUUCAGUCUGCCCAAGCAACGAAUUUUCAAACGAGAGCUGGAGGAAAAUUCGGACAUUCUACACUAUGAUAAUGCCUAUAGACAUGCUCAUAAUUUUGAUUGUGCCCGGCACUACGACUGUCAGUUUUCACUGCUCGAGCUGGCCUUUGGAAAGUACUCGACGCCGCCGAAAAAUUAUUAUGCCCAAUAA